CAAGUGCGCUUCGGCAUGAGGCUUCAUCCGGACAGAGAGCACAUCAUCUAUCCUCUGGGUUGUACCAUCGUUUUGAGAAGAAUCAAAGAUGACUUGAAGAGCUUCCUGCAUGGCCACACGGGCGAGGUAUCCUGUGUCUCCAUGUCCAAAAGUGGAACAUAUAUUGCUUCAGGAGAGAUCAAUUGCCAAGGCUUUGAGGCUGAGAUACUGGUCUGGGAUUAUACGGCACGAUCCAUCUACACCCGCUUUCAAAUCCACGAGGGAAAAGUAGAAGCGUUGGCUUUUUCUCCCACCGACAAAUUCCUGGUUUCCCUUGGGGGUCAGGAUGAUGGCAGGAUACUCCUAUGGAGCAUCGAAUCCAAGCAGGCCAUUUGUUCAGCCCCAGCUUUACCGCUCAGUUUAUGUCACCGCCUCACCGUCAAGUUCUCCAACACAAACGACAACAUGUUCGUUUCUGCUGGCAGGGCAACAUUGCAGAUAUGGGAGCUGGACGGGGCAAACAAGAUCAGACCUUCAGACUGUCAGCUGCGCAAACUGAAGAGGACUGUCAAAUGCAUUGAGUUUUCAGCCGAUGAUGAGUUUAUAUUCUGCGGGACAACCAGUGGCGACAUCUUGAAAAUACAGACCAAGACCCGAUAUCUGAGCAACUACGGCCCAGUUAAAACAAAACACAGUCUGGGCGCCAAUGUCCUGAAAGUAACAUGUACAGGUGAGCUGGUUGUCGGUUCUGGAUUUGGCAACUUGACGCUGUGUUCCGCUUCUAACUUCAAAGCUAUCAAACACAUCCAGCUGAGCAACGGGGUGACCUCGAUCGCUCUCAAAGACGACGGCCUGCACUUCUUUGUCGGCACAGAUGCUUCCCAGAUCUACUGCAUCAAUUAUGAGACCUUCUCAGCUGAGCUCAUCUCCACUAGCCAUCAUGGACCUGUCAAAGACCUCUCCAUCGCUUUUGGGUCAUCUAUGUUGUUUGUCACCGGCUCUGAGGAGGACAUCCGGGUAUGGCACAUAGACAAGCCCAAAGAGCUGCUGAGAAUCCCUGAACCCUGCAUGACGUGUAACGCUGUGCACUUGAUGGUUGACGGACACAGCAUCGUUAGUGGAUGGAGCGAUGGAAAGAUUCGUGUGUUCACUCCGCAAAGUGGCCGCCUCUUGCUCAUCAUUCACAAUGCGCACAGAAACGGUGUGACCGCCAUGAAGGGGUCCAGGGACUGUCAGAAGAUUGUCAGUGGGGGGCAAGAAGGACAGGUGUGUGUUUGGGAGCUGCUGAAGCACGGCCACAAGCGCUUGGCGUUCUUGACGGAGCACAAAAGCGCCGUCACGUGUGUCCAAAUCAAGAGCGACGACAAGGAGUGUAUCACCUCCAGCACCGACGGAACCUGUAUCAUCUGGGACAUUGUGAAAUUUGUUCGAAUUCAGAAGAUAAUCGCCAAAAACACAUUAUUCCGGACUGUGUGCUACCACCCUGAGGAACACCAGGUUGUUACCAGUGGCACCGACAAAAAGAUCAUCUACUGGGACGUGCACGACGCCACGCCAAUCAGAGAACUGCAGGGCGUGCAGACGUCGGCCAUCAACUGUAUGUUCAUCACCCAUGACGGCAGACACAUUGUGACAGGUGGAGACGACAAGAUAGUGAGGGUGUGGGACUACAUGGAGGGCACGGUAACCCACGUGGGCGUCGCUCACGGCGGAAGUAUCACCAGCAUUAAGGUGUGUUGCAACAACAGCACUUUGAUCAGCAGCAGCGCCGAUGGAGCCAUCAUGCGCUGGAAGUUCCCUCAUCCCGUUUUGGAUUGAUGUGGAACUGAGCAAGCAACAAUCAGUAUGAGCAAAUAUUAUCACAAGGGAUGUAGUAUUCAGUUAAAUGAGAUUCACAUUGAAAUGGUUCUCAUUACAAUUAAAUGCAGACGUCAGUCAAUGUAAGCACCAUGCACUACACAGUAUGAUACAUGCAGACUAUAUUCGGAUGUACAGUAUAUAUUAACAUUAAAGAUUCUGGUUAAAAGCG
Nerophis ophidion (straightnose pipefish) is the source of this 2008-nucleotide messenger RNA. RefSeq names its product cilia and flagella associated protein 52 (gene cfap52). The record is from RefSeq and is a predicted model, not a curated record. Gene Ontology annotation, molecular function: protein binding. NCBI's taxonomy places the organism in Eukaryota, Metazoa, Chordata, Actinopteri, Syngnathiformes, Syngnathidae. Gene Ontology annotation, biological process: cilium assembly. The coding region runs from base 16 to 1797 and encodes 593 amino acids. The transcript has 13 exons.